CUCAACCCAACUGCAUCAGCAUUCAACACCUGUCUGUGAAACCUGUGACCCUCCCUCAUCUUUCUUCUCUCCCCUCUUCUUCGUGAUUCUCACCUUUGUUAACGUAAAAAUCCCAACUUUGUUCCCUUUAUCAAUUGGGGUCCCCUUGAAAAAGACGCCACCCCUCAUCAUUAUUCAAUUCGGUGAACCAGGCCAGGUGUCCAUGUGAACUCCUUUACUCUCUCUCUCUCUAUACCCUUCAAGCACAGACACAUAUCUGCACUUCACAACCCUCCAAAUAAUAUUUUUCUAUAUAUAAAACCACCAUUAUGGAGAUGGGGUUUACUCCCUUCUGAGACCCUUUCUCUCUUUUAUGCUUCCUUCAUCAUCUUCUUCUUCUUCCCUGCAUUAGUUCCCAUUACAGUGUUACACUUCUGGGGGAAGAAAGGCUCACUUUUCAGAUCCAACGUUGAGCCUCCACACAUCAUGAUAGAGCCAGGGUGCCUGAAUAAGGGUCACCCUUGUAGACCGACAACACUUGUUACUCUUCCAUUGUUGUUCUUCACACUAGUGUUCUUCUCCAGCUUCAUCAAUGCUUCCUCUUCUUCUGUGUAUCCGGAAUUGAAUCCUAUAAAACCUAGACAUUCGCGUCUUCUCAGGAGCGCCGUGCAACGUGAAACUCCUGCAUCACAGCUUUCUGAACUAUGGUCACCUCUGGAAAGCCAAGGAUGGAAACCCUAUGUUGAACCAAAUAAGCCAACAUUACCAGAAAAGUCUGAGGGAUACAUCCAGGUCUUUCUCGAUGGAGGUUUGAACCAACAAAGGAUGGGGAUAUGUGAUGCAGUUGCUGUGGCAAAGAUACUGAAUGCUACUCUAGUGAUCCCUUACCUUGAAUUAAAUCCCGUAUGGAGAGAUUCAAGCUCCUUCAUGGACAUAUUUGAUGUAGAUCAUUUCAUUGAUGUAUUGAAGGAUGAUAUUUCUAUAGUGAAAGAGCUUCCUGGAGAGUACUCCUGGAGCACAAGGGAGUACUAUGGCUUGGCUAUUCGGGAAACCAGAAUCAAGGCUGCACCUGUGCAUGCAUCAGCCCACUGGUAUCUCGAGAAUGUUUUGCCUGUUCUACAGAGUUAUGGUAUUGCUGCAAUCUCUCCAUUUUCUCACCGACUGAGUUUUGACAACUUACCUAUGGAUAUUCAACAUCUGCGCUGUAAAGUCAACUUUGAAGCUUUGACCUUUGUUCCUCAUAUCAGAACACUUGGAGAUGCCCUUAUCAGCCGUCUUCGCUACCCUGAUGGCUCAGCUGGAGAAAUGGGCUCCAACUACCUUCAAGAGGUCACUAGUGCAGGUGCUAGUAAAAGUGCUGGGAAAUUUGUUGUUCUUCACCUCCGAUUUGACAAGGAUAUGGCAGCACAUUCAGCCUGCGAUUUUGGUGGAGGAAAAGCUGAGAAAUUGGCCCUUGCAAAGUACAGACAGGUAAUUUGGCAAGGGAGGGUUCUUAACUCUCAAUUUACCGACGAAGAACUGAGGAGUCAAGGUCGCUGUCCAAUGACUCCAGAAGAGGUUGGAUUGUUGCUAGCAGCUCUUGGAUUUGACAACAGCACUCGUUUGUAUCUUGCCUCCCACAAGGUCUAUGGUGGAGAAGCAAGGAUUUCAACUCUGAGGGAACUGUUUCCUCUGAUGGAAGAAAAGAGCCUUGCUUCAUCUGAUCAGCGUGCUCAGAUAAAGGGAAAAGCUUCUCUAUUAGCUGCACUUGACUACUAUGUUGGCUUGCAUAGUGACAUCUUCAUCUCUGCUUCCCCAGGAAACAUGCACAAUGCAUUGGUUGGACACCGUACUUACCUGAACUUAAAGACCAUAAGGCCAAAUAUGGCAUUGAUGGGUCAGCUUUUCCUGAACAAAAGCAUAGAGUGGUCAGAGUUUGAAGAUGCAGUGGUUGAAGGUCACCAAAACAGACAAGGCCAACUAAGGCUGAGGAAGCCCAAACAAUCCAUUUACACUUAUCCAGCUCCUGAUUGCAUGUGCCAGGCUUAGAGUACUACUACUACUAUUAGCAUAUACUUAAAUUAUUGAUCACGGAUGUAGCCUGUGUAUUUUAUAGUUGUGUCUUAUUAUUUAACAUAUCUGGUGAAAAUAAAAAAAGGCAUUACCAUUUGGGGUGUUGUGUUAUCAUGUUCUUGAUAAGAGUGCUUGAGAGUUAGUUGUGUAUUGUGUGGGAGAUGAUGUAUUUAUCAGAUGAUGGCAUUCUUAGCAGGAGCCAACCAUAUUAUUUUUAAUUCAAUAACAUCAGCCAUAUAGUUCUUUAUCA
Messenger RNA from Vigna unguiculata (cowpea), 2281 nucleotides. Its product is annotated as O-fucosyltransferase family protein. NCBI's taxonomy places the organism in Eukaryota, Viridiplantae, Streptophyta, Magnoliopsida, Fabales, Fabaceae. The record is from RefSeq and is a predicted model, not a curated record.